AAAACAUGUCUGCUGUUUUAUUAAAGUGCCUAGUUUUGGCGCUCUGUAUCAGUGCGCACAGGCUCUUGGCUGAACCCCGGUUGGAAGGGGAUGAUGGAUCCGGUGACAGCGCCUCGACCCUGGCGUUUGUGUUCGAUGUAACCGGCUCCAUGUACGACGAUCUGAAACAGGUGAUAGAGGGCGCCUCACGGAUCCUGGAGAAGACCCUCAGUCGGAGGACCAGACCCAUCAAAAAUUUUGUCCUGGUCCCGUUCCAUGACCCAGAUAUCGGUCCUGUGUCCAUCACUACUGACCCCAAAAAGUUCCAGCAGGAUCUACAGGAACUGUUUGUCCAGGGUGGUGGUGACUGCCCUGAGAUGAGUGUAGGAGCCAUAAAGAAAGCUCUGGAGGUUUCCCUGCCUGGAUCCUUCAUUUAUGUCUUUACUGAUGCCAGAGCCAAGGACUACCGCCUCAAAAGAGAUGUCCUGCAGCUGGUACAGCUCCGUCAAUCACAGGUGGUGUUCGUGUUGACAGGGGACUGUGGGGACCGCUCUCAGCCCGGCUACAGGGUGUAUGAGGAGAUUGCCGCCACUUCCUCUGGACAAAUCUUUCAUUUGGACAAGCAGCAGGUCAAUGAGGUUUUAAAGUGGGUAGAGGAGACAGUUCAGGCCAUGAAGGUCCACCUGCUUUCCUCCAACCAUGACAGUGCCCAGGAAAACAAGUGGGAAGUGCCCUUUGACCCCAGCCUCAGAGAGGUCACAGUGUCACUCAGUGGACCAGCACCACAGAUCGAGCUCAGCGAUCCCUUUGGUCGUGUGAUUGGUGUGGAGCAGGGCCUUAAAGAGCUGUUGAACAUUCCUAACUCUGCUCGUGUUGUCAACCUGAAAUUUCCCAGACCUGGUGCCUGGAAGCUAAAGGUGAGCUGUAGUGGACGUCAUACCUUGAGAGUCACAGGAGUCAGCAAUCUGGACUUCCGCGCCGGCUUUUCCAAUGUAGCCGUUUCAGAGUUCAAUCAUACCAGGGAAAGGCCGAUUAAAGGACUCCCAGCCCAUGUUUUGCUGAAAUGCACAGGCCUGAAACCCCCAGGUCAGCUGAGCCACGUGGAACUAGUGUCUGGCUCAGGACGCUCAUUACGCACUAUUCCCGUGCCUGUGCCCUCUGACCUUGGCCAACAAGGACUGUGGAGUCUCCCGGAGUUUCGCACCCCUUCCCAGAGCUUCUUCAUUAAGGUGACUGGCAAAGAUGAGGAGGGCUACCGUUUCCAGAGGCUGUCCAGUGUCUCCUACACCAACAUCAUUCCAGAUCCCCCAGCUGUGAGUAUGCCUAAUGUGGUGAAAGGCUUCUACAUGCAACCUACUGUGAUUAGUUGCUCAGUGGAGAGUGACAUCCCCUACAGGCUCAAAUUCACCAGAAGUGGGAUUACACUAGGAGAGGAAAAGUCCUUUCAGAAUUCUGCCAUAGCAUCAUGGGAGAUUCCUCAUGCUUCAGCUGAUGAUGAAGGCCUGUAUGAAUGCAUAGCACAGAGCAGCGCAGGACAGGGACGUGCUUUGACGCAGCUGACUGUUAGAGAGCCUCCUCCGGUCCUGAGGCCAGCAGUGAAUGUGACUUCUCCUGUGGGAGGCAUGGCUGUGCUGUCCUGUCAGGUGGAAGGAUCCAUGCGCCACAACUUGACAUGGCAUCGCGCAGGUCGUACCAUCCGUGCCCGUGCAGGGAGGGUGAAGCUGCUGUCGGACUCUUCAUUGCAAAUCAGUGCAGUGAAGCCACAGGAUGCUGGGGAGUACCACUGUGUGGCCACCAACGCCCAUGGAGACAGCAGGAUCAUGGUGUGGCUUCUAGUCCCAGAGGCUCCUUCUGUAGUAGUUCUCCCCCAGAGCCAGGCGUUCUCCCAUGGGGAUGAGGUCCGCCUUGUCUGCUCAGCGUCUGGCUCUCCACCGCCCCAGCUCUUCUGGAACCAUGGAAACAUGUUCCUCACUAAUCGGCCGAGGUUAAGUCUAAACCAAAAUGGGGUCCUAGUCAUUAGAGGGGCCCUUCCAGAGGAUGCUGGAAACUAUACAUGUGUUGCAACCAAUGAGGCUGGGACUGCCUCUCAGUCUGUGGCACUUACAUAUGCAGAGGCGCCUCGAAUUACAGUAGCACAACAGAAUAUACUUGUAUCUGUUGGUGGUGAUGCUACACUGGAGUGUCGAGCCGUAGGUGUUCCCACUCCGGUUGUUCACUGGUUCAAAGGAGAGCUGGAAGUGGGUUCUGCUCCUUUUGUUGAACAGGAUGUACAUCGUGGGACCCUGCACAUUCGAGGAGUGCAGGAAAUAGAUGCAGGACAGUACAGCUGUGUGGCCAGCAGCUCUGCUGGAUCCUCUUCUGGCACUGUCAAUCUGGAGGUUGGAGCGGGCCCAUUGUUCUCUGAAGCACCCGUGGAUACAACAGCCAAUGUAGGGGAGAAUAUCACCCUUCCCUGUGUUGCCAGGGGUUUCCCACAACCAACAGUGACCUGGCGUAGACAGGAUGGCAGACAGAUUCUUCCAAGGACAGACAGCCACAGCAGAACAAUGCAACUGGAGAAUGGACAUCUUCAAAUCCAGAGUGUGUGGCUGGAUGAUGAGGGAUUGUACACCUGUGAAGCCAAGAACCAAUUUGGAACCAUCAAAACUGAGGCCAGAGUCAGUGUCACUGGACUGGAGCCCCCUCUGUUAGCCCAAGGGGCGCCAGUCAUCACCACAGGCAUUGGCCAGUCACUCAGUAUCCCUUGUAUGCUGUUAGAUGGCAUACCUCUUCCAGAGAGACACUGGUCCCACAAUGGAAAACCUGUUCAGCUGAAUGGGAGGAUGUUUGUAAGGAGUGAUGGCAGUUUGUACAUUGAAAGAACACUCCCAGAAGAUACAGGGACAUAUGUCUGCACUGCAGUGAAUGUAGCAGGGUCCAUGAACAUCACAGUCAGCUUGGAGAUCCAUGCGCCCCCUGAGAUCAUCGCUGGUCCCUAUCACUACAUAGCCAAUGAGGGUGUAGCCAUCACUCUGUCAUGCAAGACCAGUGGAGUUCCAAAGCCAACUGUUGUUUGGUCCAAGGGAAGGCAGGCUCUGCUCCGGGGCCGCACCUCUCUACAAUCUGACCCAGAUGGAGACCUCCACAUCUCUAACCCCACAGCUGAGGAUGCAGGCAUCUACAUCUGCACUGCCACCAGCUCUGUGGGAUACGCCAGCCGUGAGAUCCAACUCAGCGUCAACACCAUGCCUAAAAUAAUGGGUGUGAGUGGCCAUGACAACAUGGUGAAGAUGGCUGCUGAGGUGGGGACAUCAGUAGUUUUACCUUGUGAGGCUGAAGGGAGUCCCUCUCCACUUGUUACAUGGAGCAGAAAUGGGCAUCCCAUCCCCCCCGUCACAUCAGGGUUCACCGUUUUACCCUCCGGCUCCCUGAAGAUCACUGAUGUGCGUCUGAUUGAUAGUAAACUGUACACCUGCACAGCACAAAACCCAGCAGGCAACGUGUCCCUAAGCUACAAUUUACACAUUCAAGCUAAACCCAGGAUUCAACCAGCACCUUCCUUCCUGAAAGCGCUGCUUGGGCAAACGGUGACUCUGCCCUGCGUGGUACAGGGAGAGCCCAGCCCUGAGGUCAGCUGGUUUCACAAUGGACUUCCUGUUGGGGUCAAGAACACUACACCCCUGAGGAUCCAACAGGUCAGGCUCACUGACCAGGGCACUUACCAAUGUGUGGCCAAGAACAGCGCUGGAGAGGAAACCCAGGAGAUCAAGCUAGAAAUUCUUGAGGCCCCAUCCUUUGCAGAACCUGGAGAUGCUACCAUGGAGAAAGUGGCGAAUAGCAAGGUCAUCAUCCCAUGCCCAGCUGAAGGUUCCCCCCAUCCCAAGAUACGCUGGUUCAAGAAUGGCCUGGAGGUACACCCUGAUCUAUCUGAAUUUUCUGUGGCGAGGGAUGGCUCUCUUGUAAUUAGCACAGCGUCUGCCGGCCACAGUGGAGACUUCAAGUGUGUGGCAACUAAUGAAGCAGGCUCUGUAGAGAGAAAGACAAGGCUGAAAGUAAAUGUUCCCCCAGAGAUUCAAGAUGAUGGCCAGUCACUGAAUCUCACUGUCACCUUGAAGCAGCCACUCACUCUGGGCUGCGAUGCCUUUGGGAUCCCCUCUCCAACAAUCACGUGGUCUAAGGAUGGUCAUUCUGUGGACAGUCCUGGAGUGUAUCUACAGAACGGGAACAGGCUACUCAGAAUCUAUAGAGUUCAGCCAGAACAUGCAGGAAAGUUCGUCUGUACGGCUCAAAACUCAGCUGGAGAAGCUCGAAGAGAAUAUCAUAUAGUGGUUCAAGCUCCUCCAGUGAUCUCAGGAACAUCCCGACUGCAAGAGGUGUCAGUUGUUCUGGGACAGGAAGUGGAGUUUCAGUGUCGGGUUAGUGGACGACCAGCACCCAGAGUGGAAUGGAGCCGUGAUGGAGAGGUUUUGUCCCGCAAUGGAGACCCCCACGUGGAGUUUCUAGAAAACGGACAGGUGUUAAAGGUGAAGUCUGUGAGACUGAGGGACCAGGGACUCUACCAGUGUCUGGCCAGUAACAAUGCAGGGACACAGAUGCGCCAGUUCAGACUCACAGUGCAAGCUCCUCCAACCAUUAAGGGCCCCAGUGAGACCACAGAUGUGUCAGUGGUGCUCGGUUUCCCCACAGUCCUGCCCUGUGAUGUGGAAGGCUCUCCCACUCCCAGUAUCACCUGGCUGAAGGACAACCAGCCCAUCGUGUCCAGUCCCCAGCGGACGUACACCCGCGGUGGACAAGCUCUGCGACUGGGUUCAGCACAAGGAGACAGCACCGGCCUCUACACCUGCCGGGCCACUAACCCAGCUGGCACCGCCACAAAGCACUAUUCUCUGAGUGUCCUGGUCCCACCACAGAUAGAGGGCGACUCCACAUCCCUGGUGUUUGGUGGUCAGGCAGAGAAAGUCCGGAUCAAUGGGAGUUUAACUCUGUCCUGCCUGGCCAAAGGUUUCCCCGAGCCCAAGGUUCAAUGGUUUAAGGAUGGACAGUUGCUGACUGGAAAUGUCCAUGCUGGGAUUCAAGAGAAAGGCCACUUGCUUCAUAUAAAGAAUGCUAUGCUGUCUCAUGAGGGGCAGUACACCUGUGUGGUCACUAACUCUGCAGGAGAGGAUAAAAGAGACUUUCAGGUCACCAUUCAGGUUCCUCCAGUCUUCCACAGAGUGAAUAACAGGGAAGCAGCUUGGGGGCUGGGACACGAGGAGGAUGAAGGCAAUGAAGACAUGGUAGACAAACGAGAGGUGGUCUUGGGCCAUACAAUCAGCCUGUCCUGUGAGAGCAAUGCCAUCCCCCCACCCAAACUCAGCUGGUACAAAGAUGGUCAAAAACUCACUGCUGCUGAUGGAGUGAGAUUACUUCCAGGUGGACAGGUGCUACAAAUUGCCCGUGUGCAGAAAGAAGAUGCUGGAAAGUAUACGUGUGAGGCGGUCAAUGAGGCAGGACAAGACCACAUGCAUUUUGAGCUGGAGGUUCUGGUCCCUCCUGUCAUCAUGGGAGCAUUAGAGGAGUUUAUGGAGGAAAUGGGAGCAGUAGUGAACAGUACUGUGGUUCUCCACUGUGACGUGACUGGACACCCGACUCCGUCUGUUUCCUGGUUAAGAGAUGGGCAGCCGGUGCACACAGACUCACAGCACCAUGUCAGUGAGGAUGGGACUCAGCUCCAGCUCCUCAGUGUGCAGGUUUCAGACAUGGCUGGGUACCUGUGUGUAGCUGAGAACAAGGUUGGAACAGUUGAAAAACUCUUCAGUCUGACAGUUCAAGUUCCUCCUAAAAUAAUUGGCCAUAAAGAGGAGGAAAUGAGUGUGAUUGAAGGCCACAUGGCAUCACUGCUGUGUGACGUCCAAGCUUACCCUCCUCCAGAGAUCACAUGGACCAGAGAUGGACAGGUCCUCCAGUUCAGUACAGGCUUUCACGUUCUUCCAGGUGGGCAGAUGCUACAGUUGCCUCGGGCCAGACUGGAGGAUGCAGGGCAAUAUGUUUGCACAGCCACCAACUCAGCUGGCCAGGACCAGAAGAGUAUUCUUCUCAGUGUUUAUGUCCUGCCCACCCUGAAGCCUCGUCUUAAUGGUGAGUCAGAGUUGGUGACCCCACAGGUUGGCUCUGCUGUCAUCCUGCGAUGUGAGGCCCGUGGUAUUCCGAAGCCUGAGGUCACAUGGUACAAAAAUGGACUUCAGUUGGCUGCCGGAAAUGGUCUAAAGAUGGAUCAUCAGCAGUUGGAGAUCGUUGGAGUCCAGAUAGCGGAUGGUGGCACCUACACCUGCAAAGUAUCCAAUGUGGCUGGACAGGUGGACAGGACAUUCAGAGUAACAGUUCAUGUUCCACCUGUCCUGGAUGGGCCGCUCUUUGAGUCCCUAAACUACACUCUGGGCUCCCAUGUGACCCUGCUGUGUGAGGCCUCAGGUGUCCCUAUGCCCAGCAUUACCUGGCUAAAAGAUGGAACUCCAAUAGAGAGCAGUCUGCAGUGGCAGUGGUCCAUUCGAGGCAACAGGCUGGAGUUGGGGCCCCUCACUCUGUCUCAUGCUGGAAAAUACACUUGUGUGGCUAAGAACAGUGAGGGUCAAACACAGAAAGACUACAAGCUCACAGUCCAAGUGUCCCCCACCAUCCUGGACUCUCAACACCCUUCUGAUGUGAGUGCACCUGUGGGUGAAGAGCUAACACUUGAGUGCAAAGCUACUGGAAUCCCUCCACCUCUUCUCAGCUGGCUGAAAGAUGGGGUGACUUUGGAGGGAUCAGACACUCGUCACAUACAUAUGACACCUGAUGGCAGCACGCUAACAUUACUGAACCUGAGUCCUGAAGCUUCUGGGACCUACACCUGUUUGGCUGUUAGCCCGGCUGGCCAGGAGAGCAAACUCUAUACCCUGUUUGUACUUGUCCCACCUUCUAUCUCUGGUGAGACCACUGUACCCAGAGAGGUACAGGCCGUUCAGGACAGCUCUGUGACUCUGGAGUGUCAGGCAGCAGGAAACCCUUCUCCACAAAUCAGCUGGAUGAAAAAUGGACGGCCACUGCUGCUGUCUCCCCGUACACGCCUCCUGUCGGGUGACUCUGUGCUGAGGAUUUCUCCUGUGCAACUGUCCGACUCUGGAGUUUACACAUGUGUGGCACGCAGUCGAGCUGGUCUUGCUGAGCUCACCUAUGAUGUCCAGGUUCAGGUGCCCCCAGGUGUGGACCAUGUGGAACCAGUGGAACCAGUCACAGUCGUACAGGGAUCUUUGGUGACGUUAACCUGUGAGGCACGCGGGGUUCCACCUCCAACGCUGACGUGGCUGAAGGAUGGCCAGCCGCUGUCUCUUCACCGCAACCUGCUGCUGGAUGGGCAGGAGACUCGGCUGCAGCUGCCUGACGUGGCGCCUUCAGACGCCGGCCUGUACAGCUGUGUGGCCAGUAACCAGGCGGGAAGUAGCACAAAAGGGUUCAACCUCACUGUGCUCGAACCCCCAAAGAUAUCCACCUCCAGCUCCCCAGAAGAGCUGACCAUAGCAGUAAACAGUCCACUAGAGCUGGAGUGUUCCGCUGUGGGAGUCCCACCUCCCACCCUCAGCUGGCUCAAAGACGGUCAUCCCUUGGAAAGGACAGACAUUGUUCAGCAGGAUGGACACUUUGUCAGGAUUAGCAAAGUACAGGUCGGAGACGCAGGUCUGUACACCUGCUUGGCCAGCAGCCUAGCAGGACAAGAUGGAAAAAACCACUGGGUCCGCGUCCAAGUCCCACCAACCCUCCUUGGCUCUGGUGACGCGAGAACAUUGACGGUCCCAGUUAACGGACACCUGACCUUGGAGUGUUUAGCGGACAGUGACCCCCCUCCUGAUAUAGAGUGGUUCAAGGAUAAUGUCAAAAUGCAGCCGGGUGCUCGUAUUCAGCGGCUGGCAGGAGGUCAGUACCUGGAGAUCCAGGAGGUCAGACCUGAGGACAGCGGUCAGUACAGCUGUGUGGUCACCAACAUGGCUGGAAGCACCAGUCUCUUUUUCACUGUGGAGAUUCUGUUACCCCCGGUCAUAAAGGAGAGCAGCUCAGUGGUGACAGCACAUGUUGGCCAGGACGCACUUUUACCUUGUGAAGUUGAAGGCGACUCUACUACAGUCAUGUGGAGGAAAGACGGUUUCCCUAUAAGUCAGGAUAACAAAAAGUACACUAUGUUAUCACAGGGUUCCUUGCGUGUUCAUGGAGUACAGCUGAGUGAUGCAGGGCGCUACUACUGCACUGUGUCCAACCAGGCUGGUUCAGAUCACAGAGGAUUGGAUUUACGAGUGUUUGUGGGUCCUUCAAUCAGCCCCGGCCUUUUCAACGUGACAGUGACCACAGGGAUUAGAGCUGUACUGAGCUGUGAAACUACUGGGAUACCACCACCUAAAGUAUCCUGGAAGAGGAACGGCACUCCACUUGACCUCAGCCAGCAGCCUGCUACAUACAGGUUACUGACCUCUGGCUCCCUGGUUCUUUUGUCGCCAUCCAAUGAGGAUGAAGGUUACUUUGAGUGCACUGCUGUUAAUGACGCUGGAGAGGAGCGAAGGGUCAUUGAGGUCAUCCUGCAAGUCCCGCCAUCUAUUGAAGAUGAUGUCACAACAGUCACAGCUGUGAAAAUGUCUCCAGUGGUGUUGCCUUGUCACGUACAAGGACGUCCUCAGCCCACUGUCACCUGGACAAAGGGUGGAGCCAAACUAGGUGCCAGAGGAGGAAGUUAUCGUGUUCUUCCUACUGGUGUGCUGGAGAUAAGUGCUGCUCUGCCGAGUCAUGCUGGCAGGUACACUUGCUCAGCCCGUAACCCAGCUGGAGUGGUUCACAAACACAUCUCCCUCACAGUGCAAGAACCUCCAGAGAUCAGGCCAAUGCCAGAGGAAGUGCAAGUGGUGCUGCAUCAUGGGACUGUUCUACCAUGUGAGGUUCAAGGUUUCCCCAGGCCAUCCAUCACCUGGCAGAGAGAGGGGGUUCCCAUAGCAACAGGUCACAGGCUGGCUGUACUCUCAAAUGGAGCUCUGAAGUUUUCUCGUGUUACACUUGGUGAUGCGGGGACCUACCAGUGUCUGGCCAAGAAUGAUGCUGGUGUCGCUGUGAGCAGAACCAAACUAGUCCUUCAAGUUCCACCGGUGCUGAGUGUACCCCGUGUGGAAUACACUGCAGUGCUUGGCCAACCAGUUAGUCUCGAAUGUGUGGCUGAUGGGCAGCCUCAGCCUGAAGUUACAUGGCAUAAGGACAGACGGCCUGUGGUUGACGGUGCUCAUAUUCGUACCUUUGCCAAUGGAACCUUGGCAGUUUCAUCAACCCAACGCAGUGAUGCAGGCCUAUACACAUGUACUGCCAAAAACCUCGCCGGCAGAGCCAGCCACGACAUCAGACUGGUUAUUCAAGUUCCACCCAUGAUUCCUCCUGCACAGACAGAACUGUCAGUCAUUCAAGGCUUUCAGGCGCUGCUGCCAUGUGCUGCCCAGGGUUCACCCGAACCCAGAGUAUCAUGGGAGAAGGAUGGCGUCAUUGUGCCCAUCCUUCCAGGCAAAUUCACGGUUCUGCGAUCAGGCGAGCUGAUUAUUGAACGGGCUGAGCCAGGGGAUGCUGGUGUGUUUACGUGUGUUGCUACCAACGCAGCUGGCUCUGUGAGACAAGACAUCCGGCUGUCCAUCAACACGAGGCCUGCCUUCAAAGAGCUGCCAGGUGAUGUAACCCUGAACAAAGGACAGGGUCUGGCCCUGUCCUGCCACGCUCAAGGGACACCGUCUCCUGUCAUCUCCUGGACUGUCAACAACAGUCCCUUCACAGGUGCCAGUGUCGAUGAGGCUGGCAGAAGCUCCCUGAUCAUUGACAAUGUGACGAUGGCUGAUGCUGGGACCUAUGUGUGCGUCGCAGAAAACAGCGUGGGCUCCAUCCGGGCGCUCUCAUUUGUCCGUAUCAGAGAGCCUCCAGUGCUGAAGGGUGAGGCCCACAUGUCUCAGACCGUCAUCCAAGGUGGCUCUGCUGUACUGGACUGUCCAGUCCAUGGAGAUCCCAGCCCCGUCCUCCGCUGGCUCCGGGAUGGAAGACCACUUCUCCGCUCUUUACGAAUGCAGACGCUUCACAAUGGAUCUUUGGUUAUUUACAGCAUCACUACUGCAGAUGAAGGACAGUAUCAGUGUGUGGCUGAGAGCGAAGCUGGAAAAGCUGAAAGAACCAUAACACUCAAGGUUCAAAUCAAUGGAGGUUACUCUAACUGGGAGGAGUGGGGUCCAUGUAGCAGCACCUGCGGACAAGGCUUUCAAGAACGAAUCAGGUUAUGCAACAACCCAGAACCAGCCAAUGGCGGUAGAUCAUGCAGUGGUCCCAGUAUCGAUUCUAGAAAAUGUCAAACAGGUCUUUGUCCAGGUGAGGUUCCUCGCAAGACCAGGGGCAGUUUGAUAGGUAUGGUCAACGAGAGGGAGUUUGGUGUGUCCUUCUUAGAAGCAAACAUCACAGACAAUGAAGAGGAGGGGAGCAGCUCUCUGCAGGCCCGUCUGGACAACAUCCCCCCUAGUGUGGGUCCUUUGCUGCGGGUUCUGGUGUCUGUUUUUGCUCCCAUCUACUGGACCACUGUUCUGCAGAACGGAGAAACAAGGAAUGGCUACUCCUUCACCCAAGGCCAGUUCAGACAGGAGUCUCAGCUGGAAUUUGACACUGGGGAGAUCCUGCGUGUGACCCAUGUUGUCAGGGGUGUGGAUUCUGAGGGGGUUUUACUUAUUGACAUUGUAAUUAAUGGAUUCGUUCCUCCAUCAUUAUCAUCCCAUCUGAGCCUACAGGACUUUGAUGAGUCAUACGUGCAGACAGGCCAAGGCCAGCUGUACUCGUGGUCAUCGCAGAACCACCAGAGAGGGGGGAACCCCAUGGUGCUGCGCUGCAACCAUACAAUUAUUUACGAGGGCCCGGAGGAGCGCCAGGGCCCUUUGCUCCAGCUGCUGAAAGUCUCUGGGAUGAACAGCAUCUACAAUAUGUUCACUCUGACACUGGACUUCCACAUCACCACCAGCCUUCUCAUACCAGAUGGUUAUGGAGAAACAUGCCCCAAGGGUUUCACUGUUGACCAAGCCUCCUACUGUGCUGAUGAGGAUGAGUGUGCACUCCAGUCUCCCUGCUCACAUUCAUGCAAUAACAUCAUGGGGGGCUUCACUUGUGCCUGUCCUUCUGGAUUCACCAUCUCCACCGAGACCAACACAUGUCAAGAUAUUGACGAGUGCGCCCAAGGCUCACACAUGUGCCACUACAACCAGCAGUGUGUGAACACUGUGGGCACAUAUCGCUGCCAGGCCAAGUGUGGACCCGGAUUUAAGCCUAGCAUCACAGGAACCAGUUGUGAAGAUGUGGAUGAGUGCCAGGAGUCUGCUCUCUCCCCGUGCCAGCAUCAGUGUCUCAAUACUCUUGGCUCGUAUCGCUGCAUCUGCCACCCGGGAUACCAGCUGUCAGGACACCGCUGCAUUGAUAUCAAUGAGUGCAUGAGAAAUGUGUGCCCAGCUCACCAGCAGUGCCGAAACACAGAGGGAGGAUACCAGUGCUUUGACAGUUGUCCAGCUGGCAUGACCAAAGCAGAGAAUGGUGCCUGCGUAGAUAUUGACGAGUGUCAGGAUGGAAGCCACAUGUGCCGUUACACUCAGAUCUGUCAGAACACGAUCGGGGGUUACGGUUGUGUAUGUCCCAGAGGUUACCGAUCCCAAGGAGUGGGCCUCCCUUGUCUGGACAUUGAUGAAUGCCUGCAGACUCCAAACCCUUGUGCCUAUCAGUGUCGGAAUGUACCUGGUAGCUUCAGGUGUGCGUGCCCACCUGGUACCGUGCUGCUCGGAGAUGGACGCUCAUGUGCAGGACUGGAGAGAGGACAGACUUUCACCAAUGGGACCAGAGUCAGGGCCAGACUGCGACCACAGCUAGUGUCAUCUCUAGGCAGACCCAUCCUCUCCCGUUCUACUGGGGUGUCCCGCAUCACCAGGCAGAGCUGUCCUGUGGGAUACACCAACAGAGAUGGCAAAUGUGUCGAUGUGGAUGAGUGUCUGCUCCGGAAGCCAUGCCAGCACGAGUGUCACAACACCAUUGGCAGCUUCCAGUGCCUCUGUCCUCCAGGGUACCAUCUGUUACCCAAUGGAAGAAGCUGUAAAGACAUAGAUGAGUGUGUGGAACAGGGCAUUCAGUGUGGACAUAAUCAGAUGUGUUUUAAUACCCGCGGUGGAUAUCAGUGCUUGGACACACCCUGCCCUGCAUCCUAUCAGAGUGGAAGAAGCCCAGGGACUUGCUACAGGCCCUGCUCUCUGGACUGCGCCACAGAAGGUUCCCCUCUGCUCCUACAGUACAAGCUGCUCACUCUUCCCUCUGGUAUUCCAGCCAAUCACAACGUGGUACGACUGUCUGCUUACUCAGAGUCAGGCACACUGCAAGAGCGUACGUCUUUUACCAUACUUGAGCAAGAAUCAGAGACGGGCGUGAUGGGUCGGGUGUUUGGCAUCAGAGAUGAGGCAGGAAGAGGGAUCAUCUUCACACUGCGCUCUCUGGACAGACCGGGACUAGUGCGGCUCAAAGUUCAAGCCACCACCAUCUCGCCACAGGGCCGCAUAACCUACCAGAGCAUCUUCAUCAUCUACAUUUCCAUCUCAACAUAUCCCUACUGAGCCUCUGUGCUGAUGAACAAAUGACUCUGCCCUCCAGUGGAAUCUCACCCACAAGGGAUUUCCCCAAAGAGUGCCUUGUGUAAAGAAGCUCUACUGUACCAGAUAAGGUGGACAGUUAGAUUUUGAUGUGUACUAUGACAGUGGAAAAAGAUGUGUAAGAGAGAUGUUUUUAAUAGUUGCCUUCAGGUGGUUUUCCUCUAUAAUUAUAGAGCAGAAGCCCAUACAUCAAAUGACUGGUUAAGCAAAUGCGCUGGAUAUUCACCACAGGGCCUAUUUGGUAAUAAUGUAGAGCAAGCUUUCCAAUCAGUAUUUCCUAAAUAGAAAAUGCAGUUUAUUAAAUUGUAAUUAAUUUAUCAACCAAGCACUGAAGCAAUUUAGUAUCCAUCGAAAGGCACCAUAAGAUUUGACGCCGUGCCUUUCAUUUAUUGCAAGAAUUAUUGGAAAUGUUGCAUAUCUUUGCUCUUUUUAAAACGACUGAACUAUACACUGUCGAUUACAUGAUAGAUGUUUUGCCCCAUUGUUCUAAUUUAUUUAAGUCCUUUGUACACAACAUCAACUUCCUGUCAUAGCAGGUUUAAUGUUAAGGAUCUACUGGCUCUGUCAAAACAAACCUGCAUUGGCACACUGCAAUGAUGGCUUGUAGCUAUUUGUGUUGUAAAAACAAGUACUGAUAGUGUUACAUCUAUCUUAUGUAUUUUUGUACUCUUUUAUACAUUUUUUGUGAAAAAGGUGCUAUUCUGAAUGUACUGAGUGUCUGAGCUGAUACCACUGACUACGCUAUGUCUGUAAUGUGUGUGUUUCUAGUGUUAUGUGGAAAUCUGUGUGUCUGGCUGUUGAAAAAAAUACAAUAACAGAGUUUGACUGUGCCUACAGUUUUUGCAGUUGGCACCAGCCAAAAAAAUGGCUGAAGGCUGAAAUUAUAAAAAUGUUCACAACUACAGAAGUGCAGUAAAAUGAUUGCCCUGCUCUUGCAGAUUAAACCAGUAUUCCUGUGU
Messenger RNA from Sphaeramia orbicularis (orbiculate cardinalfish), 13600 nucleotides. It is a transcript of the gene hmcn2, whose product is annotated as hemicentin 2. Gene Ontology annotation, biological process: synapse organization; homophilic cell-cell adhesion. Gene Ontology annotation, cellular component: axon; neuronal cell body; plasma membrane. The record is from RefSeq and is a predicted model, not a curated record. Lineage: Eukaryota; Metazoa; Chordata; Actinopteri; Kurtiformes; Apogonidae. The transcript is spliced from 81 exons. The coding region runs from base 6 to 12605 and encodes 4199 amino acids. Gene Ontology annotation, molecular function: calcium ion binding; axon guidance receptor activity.